Homalodisca vitripennis (glassy-winged sharpshooter) is the source of this 632-nucleotide messenger RNA. RefSeq lists its product as uncharacterized. The transcript is spliced from 4 exons. NCBI's taxonomy places the organism in Eukaryota, Metazoa, Arthropoda, Insecta, Hemiptera, Cicadellidae. Bases 1 to 546 code for a protein of 181 amino acids. The record is from RefSeq and is a predicted model, not a curated record.
AUGGAAGAGAACAGAGCAGAGACUAAACUAAAUGCGAUUCGUCGUCUGGACAAUGGUGAGUCAAUAAGAACAGUCGCUAAAGACUUGGGUGUUGAAGGUCAUGGCGCAAAACUUUUCGGAAUUGAAAAGGCAAGCCGCCAAGAGACAGCUGCUCCUGAAAACCAGCCAAGAGCAUGUCCUCCUGAAAAUGAAGAGCUUGUGAAUCUUUGUAACCACCUUCCAGUGGCUGAGCCCAUCAGUGCAGAGGACAUCAGUGAAUGGAUCAAUGGAGAUGAGGAUCAGGCCCUAACUGAUGACGUGAUUAUCCAGAUGCUCAACCAACCAGAAGAUGAUGACAACGAUGAACCUGAUGGGGCGACUGAGAAAAUAUCACAUACAGAAGGUCUAAGAACGAUCGAGGGAGCACUGGCAUACAUUGAACAACAAGAAACCGCAACAACAAACGAUUUAGUUUGGCUGCGACGCUGGCGCAACAGGGCGGCUAGCCUAAGAUCCUCUAAUCUAAGUCAAAAAACAAUAACUGAUUUCUUUGGGAAAAAAGAUUAGCUUACUUUGUUUAUUUUUGUACAAUGUACAGUAAAUUAAUUUUCAUUUCUUUGAUUUAAUUUUGUAAACAGGAAUACUGUACUGUA